Molecule: messenger RNA, 1706 nt
Organism: Cydia strobilella
Lineage: Eukaryota; Metazoa; Arthropoda; Insecta; Lepidoptera; Tortricidae
Exons: 5
Coding region: 273-845 (190 amino acids)
Source: RefSeq, a predicted model, not a curated record
CAUAUUAUUCAGCAGGUCCACAUAAAUAACACGUUUAACAUCAAAGUUCACGUUUAUUGACGCACGCCAUCACGCCCCAUCGAUGAGUCUAAAAAUACCCGCGUCUUGCAGUCUAUCGGUUUUUGAACGUACCUCCAGUCUGCUGGAGGCAGCCAUUGCAAUCGCAAUUUUGCCGCGCUUUUCGCAACAUUAUUUUCGUAAAAUACUUUUUGUUUCAAACAACUGAAAUUAUAGUGUUAUUUAAAUUUCUAUUUAAAGGUGAUUUUUGAAAAAUGAUGGCGUUGAAAAUGGGCUUGAGAUUGCCGCCUUUGAUUUUAUUAGUAUUUAUUUGUGCGGAUGUCAUGGCGAAGGAUUCGGUGGAAGUGACGGAGCCUGUUGGAGAGACUAAACAAACUGUUAAGGUCAACACCGGCGCCCCGCUUAUGUUUGCCGACGAACUAAAACAGACGCUGGAGAAAUACCUGUUCGGGAUGUGUCCGAGCGGCUACAAGUAUCUUUCGCAGAUGCCGAAGCCGAAGAACGCCACCAGUGUCGGCUGCGACCUUGACGCGGAGCAGCAGGACCUCGCUGGAAGAUUGGCGGCCCUAGCGCUCCGUGCGCAUUCGGCCGGACGCGGCGAAUGCUCGCGGCUCGGCGUCGCGCUCGCGAACACGUUCGGCGAGCUUGCUCGCACCGCCGCCAACAGGCACGCGCUUAACCAAGCAGCGACAAACGAAGCGAACAAGAAACGCAAGCUCUCCAAGAGCCAAAAAGCGAAGAUUCAGGCGAAGCAGCGGACCGCACUGGCCGUUAAGAAGAAGGCGGCUGCCUUAGCUGCCGCUGCCGCUGCUAAAAUGUCCGCGUAGAUACUAGUUUUUCUUUAAAUAAUUAUUUAUACACUUUAAAGUUUAUUCUUAGACGGAAUGUGUUGCGAAUUUUGUUAUGUUUGAAAUGUGACAGCUCCUAUACUACUCUUUUAUGGAAGGUAGUCCGCCGGACCAUGGAGACUGUAUAAAGGAGCCAAAUCUCUAUGUAUGAAAAGUGACCAUCAAAAAACAGUAAUUAGGCGGCGCCACCAUGCACCGAAAUACUACCAAAAACAACCUACGUAAUUUGGUCGGGUUAUUUGUUGCCUUAUAUGGUUCAUGUUAUACUCAUGUCCCAGAGCCUAACUAGCGCCACCGGAGAGAUUAGGAACUAUUAUUUAAAGCUUAACGCGAUCAGUUUUACAACAAUUCUGCCAUAAGAGAUUGCGAUCCUUUCUAUACCAUCCAUACGCCGGACGAUAUCAGCCUGUCAGUUAGAACAAAAAUUUAACAGUUCCGAACAACUGACAGGCCGAUAUCGUCCAGCGGACUGGUAAUCAGUGGGCCCCUUUAAGGAUCCAUAAUUUAUAUAAGGCCCUCCACACUCAUGCGCGAAUCACGGCGUGAAGUCGCGUAGUCUGGAGAGCACUUAUAAUCAGUAUUAUAGCAGUAACAGACUACUGCACCGCACCGCGACCUUGGUGCAGUGCGUUAGUCUGUUAUGGCUUUUAACACACCGUUCUAACUUGUCAGUAGAAAGGGCGCGAAAUUCAAAGUUUUUAUUGAUGUACCUUUUUGUGUAUCUUUUUGUAUUGGUGUAUAAGCAGGUAAAAUAUACAUAUUAACUACUGUUUAACUUUUUUCAAAUGAUGUAAAUUUAUUGUAAUGUGAAUAACUAAUUUACCAUAAUUUACUCGUAAA